Molecule: messenger RNA, 1059 nt
Organism: Rasamsonia emersonii CBS 393.64
Lineage: Eukaryota; Fungi; Ascomycota; Eurotiomycetes; Eurotiales; Trichocomaceae
Exons: 2
Coding region: 1-1059 (352 amino acids)
Cellular component (GO): membrane
Source: RefSeq, a predicted model, not a curated record
AUGGCCCUCCCACUACCGCCGGUGCUGUCGCCGGCCGAGUGUGCCCAAUUCGGCCGCAGCUUCGCGCGCGAUGUCUUCUCGUCGCAGCUGGCCCGUCUGCCGGGCCGCCUCCUCCACGCCGGCAUCACCAAGCCGGACAGCCUGGACAACCUGAAGGAAAUCUAUGCCAGCACCAAUCCGUUCGUGACGGUGCUCGCCGUGGCGCUCGUCCUGUGUCCCGUCUUCGUGGUCGUGUCUGAGAUCACCCGCAAUUACUCUCAGGUGGACCGCGUCUGGAGCAUCCUGCCCGUCGUGUACAAUGCCCAUUAUGCCAUCUGGGCGCGUCUGGCCGGCCUUCCGACCAGCAGGUUGGAUUCCGUUGCGCUGUUUACCUUGUUCUGGGGUGCCCGGUUGACCUUCAACUACUGGCGCAAGGGAGGCUACCGGAUCGGAUCAGAGGACUACCGGUGGGCGGUUGUGCGGUCGUACGCCAGCAGCCGGGCGCGCUUCUUCGUCUUCAACGUGCUCUUCAUUGCGUUGGCGCAGUCGCUGCUGCUGUGUUUCAUCACCGCGCCGACCUACCUCUUCGUCGUGCUGGCCCAGCUUCCGGACGAAGGCGCCACCACCUUCGGCGUGCCGGACCUCGUCUUCUCGCGGCUGCUGAUCUUCUUCGUCUGCAUUGAGACCAUCGCCGACGAGCAGCAGUGGCGGUUCCAGCGCGCCAAGCACGCGUACCAGAAGGACAAACGCGUGCCGGACGGCUUCGCCGCGGAGGAUCUCGAUCGCGGCUUCGUCGUCUCGGGCCUGUGGUCAUUCUGCCGCCAUCCCAAUUUCGCUGCCGAGCAGGCCAUCUGGCUGACCUUGUACCUCUGGGCGAGCUAUGUCACGCACACCCCCGUCAACUGGACCGGGAUUGGGGCCCUGAGCUACCUGCUUCUCUUCCAGGGCAGCACUUGGCUGACAGAGUCGAUCAGCGCGAGCAAGUACCCGGAAUAUCGGGAGUACCAGGCGCGGGUUGGGCGAUUCAUUCCCCGGUUUUCCGUCGAGCCCAAGGGAGUCCCCAAGAAAAAGGACACGUAG